UAAAAUGAUCCUAGAUGUCGUGGUGAAACGUUUGAUCCAUUUAUCAUAUCUUAACGUUUUCAUUCUCAUUGUUCGCUGUUUUUAUGUGAAAAAAGUUUUAGUUUUAUAAACCACUGUAAAAUGAAUAUAAUGCAUACGUUACGAUUUAGCUGUCAAAGGAAUAUCCAUCAAAUUCGCCAAUUUCACAAAUGUAUUAUUCAACAAUCAGAAGUUGCAGCUGCUGCUACAGCUAGUACAACUUCUGUGUCUGAGUCUGUUUCUACACAGCAAGAACCAGUUAAUGCUAAAAUAGAGAUGAUCGCUAAUCACAUUGUUUCCUUAAAUCUUAUAGAAGUAGCUCAAUUGAGUGACUUACUUAAAAAGAGAUUAAACUUGCCAGAUGCACCUGUAAUGCCUAUGGGUGGUUUUGUUGGUGCUGCACCAAAAGUAGAAGAAGAGAGUGAAGAACCUCAAAUAGUUCAAACUGCAUUUACUAUUAAACUUACUGCUUUUGAUGAAAAAGAAAAGAUUGCUCUAAUAAAAGAGAUGAAGAACAUAUUACCAGAUUGUAAUCUUGUUCAGGCCAAAAAGUUUGUUGAGAGUGUACCAGCUACAAUCAAAUCUGAUAUCUCGAAAGAAGAGGCUGAAAAGAUAAAGGAAAUCGUCACCAAAGUUGGUGCUAUAGUUGAAAUUGUUUAAUUCUUUAUGUAAAUAUAUACGGAAAUUCAUCUUCUAUGGAUUUAAUAGAAUUUUGUAAUAAAGUAAGCAUUUACAGGGAUCCAUUAAACAAAAAUAAAACAAUUCCACUAUUUUUAUCAUUUUAUCAACUUAUUUUCCAUGUUUUUGCGUACAUUGUUCAUAAGUAAAUCUUACAAGUAAAGAUUAACAUUUAAGUGUACAUUUAAAUUAUGCUUUACACUAUUGUUUUUAUAAAAAAUUUUAAUAAUUUUAAUCAUAUAAAUAAUUUAGAAUUGUACAGAAAACCAUAAUGUGAAAUAAAAAACUGUGCACUUUAA
Molecule: messenger RNA, 995 nt
Organism: Bombus impatiens (common eastern bumble bee)
Lineage: Eukaryota; Metazoa; Arthropoda; Insecta; Hymenoptera; Apidae
Gene: mRpL12
Product: 39S ribosomal protein L12, mitochondrial
Exons: 4
Coding region: 121-678 (185 amino acids)
Biological process (GO): translation; mitochondrial transcription
Cellular component (GO): ribosome; mitochondrial large ribosomal subunit
Molecular function (GO): structural constituent of ribosome
Source: RefSeq, a predicted model, not a curated record